Musa acuminata subsp. malaccensis (wild Malaysian banana) is the source of this 2168-nucleotide messenger RNA. RefSeq names its product crossover junction endonuclease EME1B. Gene Ontology annotation, biological process: DNA repair. The record is from RefSeq and is a predicted model, not a curated record. NCBI's taxonomy places the organism in Eukaryota, Viridiplantae, Streptophyta, Magnoliopsida, Zingiberales, Musaceae. Gene Ontology annotation, cellular component: Holliday junction resolvase complex; nucleus. Gene Ontology annotation, molecular function: DNA binding; nuclease activity.
GUCGCCUGACCCUCUCUCAAACCCCAAAGAUCCCCAAUCUUAGAGCGCGUUCCGAUCGCCUUUAUGGAUCGCCGGCCCCUGCCGCCGCCCGCAGUCGCCGUGGACAUUUCGUCCCCUUCUCCCUCGCCGCGUCGUCCCAAGAAGAGGCAGCAGUUGAAACUCGGGGGAAGCGGAGGGCCGCCUCCGACCCUUGUCGUCAUCGACGACGACCUAACCCCUCAGAAGGCCGACGCCACCCGCACCCCCUCCUUUGUUGCCGAGACGCCCCUCUCUCCUGGCUUCGCCUUCGAUUCUGAUCCUUCUGUUGUCAAAUGCAGCCUUUCCCGUGCCAAAUUCGGAAAUGCUUCCUCAGAUAAAUUCGCCGGAAUUACUGGGUUGAUUUGUUUGGAAUCUGAUAAUGAGUCCGAACUUGGUGCACAUUUGGUAAAUGUGAGCAAACAAGAUACCACAAGUGCUUUAUCUACACCACCCGAGCAUGCUGGGACAGAUUUAAGAUUCCACAGAGCUGUAGAUCUAAAAGUUUCAGGAGCAGAAAAGGAUCAUGACACAUUAUGUUUCCCAAUUGAUGAUGCAGUUUCUGACAGCUACUAUAAGAACAAUAAAGAUAUUAUACAGGAUGGUAGACAUGGAGUGAUUGAUGACUGCAUUGAUGCCACCUCCAGUUUCGUACAGAUUGUUGGUGCCAGUCCUCUGCAUGGUUGCUGCAUGGCUAAAGAAGCUCUUCUGCAGACUGGAAACCACAGUGAUGAUCAGGAUUGCAUGUUUGAUAAAGAAGAUUUCACUGGAGAUCAGAACCGCAAAGGUGUCAUAGUUGAUGCUAGGAAAAACCACAAAACUGAGGCUGAUGAAAGAAAAAAGAAACUCAAAGAAGAGAAACGUCAUUUACUUGAAGAAAGAAAACGACAGAAACAGCAAGAGAAAUUGAAGAAAGAAGCUUUGAAAUCUGAAGCAGCAGAAGCAAAGAAAUUGGAGAAGGAGAAGCAAAAAUGGGAAAAAGGGAAAUUUGCAUUAAAGUCUAUCUUGGCUGAGAUUGAUGUUAAAGUUAUCGAAAACGGUUCUGUUGGUGGGCAUCUUCUCACUAGGUUUGCAGAGAAAGGUCUAUCUUUUCGUGUAACCUCAAAUCCGGUUGAAAGAUCAAUCAUGUGGAAAAUGAAUGUACCUGAUCAUAUGGCAAAGCUUUCCUCUCUUGGAUCAGAAGUGCCAUACAUACUACUUGUGUCUGAGGCAGAGGAAUUUUGUGACCUUGUAAUCACUGAAUCCUUCUUUGACAGCAUUCAUAGAGUCCAAAGUCAGUACCCAACUUUCACGAUAUGCUAUCUUAUUAACAAACUAACGAGUUACAUAAAAAAAUGUGAACAAAAUCAAUACAAAAAUCCAUCAAAUGCUAGCUGUUGGAAAUGCCCACCUGUUGAGGAGAUUUUGUCAAAGUUGACGACUCAUUACUCAAACGUGCAUUCAAGGCAAUGCAUAGAUGAAGCAGAAUUAGCAGAACAUGUUGUUGGCUUAACAUGUAGCCUUGCCAAUUGCCAGUUUAGAAAGAAGUUGACUUGGCUGUCAGUACAUGCUAACGGGUCCAUUGUUCCGAAGGAUUUCAUUGACAAGAAUCUGACUAAAAAGAGUGUCUGGUUGAAAGCACUAAUAGCCAUUCCCAAAGUGCAACCAAGACAUGCUGUUGCCAUUUGGAAGAAGUAUCCAACUAUGAGAUCCCUUUUGAAUGUAUACAUGGACCCAAAUAAAUCGGUCCACGAAAAGGAGUUCCUGCUUAAGGAUUUGAUGGUUACAGGGAUCGUGGGAACGGAAGACAGGCGGCUAGGUGAGAUUUGUUCAAAGAGAGUGUACAGAGUUCUUAUGGCACAAACUGGAGGCAUAAAAACUGAUGAUGUCGAGGAAGGAGCGGACUUUUUUCACUGUUGAUUCUGCAUUCGUAUGCCGAUCAAUGUGAUGACUUCUUCGAGAUCGAUCAUAGAAGCUAUGAUGGAUAUGUUUCUAAUUAUAAAGAAAAAUGAGUGUUUUUAAGUAGGAGAUCGAGUGCUACAUUUGACUUCUACCCUUUUGUUUUAUGGAGUGGUUCGUAUAUUAAAUUCGAAGAUUCAUAAUGUGAAGGGAUAGCAAUUUCUAGACUCUAACUUGAUGGAGGAAUCUGCGGAUGCAGCACAUAAUAAUGUGGU